AUGUUUGAAGACUUUUCAUUUUCUUCUUCGAGAAGGACAGAUCGGGGCACGCUAAUACCAGAAGCUAAUGAUGACAUGGUAAUGGCCUCUAACAAUACUCCAAUCUCGCCCUUCUCAUCUCGUUCUCCUUCACCUGUUCCAUUAUGCCGAAAUUUGAGAGACCAUUCUCUAUUUCCUAGACAAUCACGCAAGCCCUUCGAACUUGGCCCUGCUCCUACUUCGAUUCCAUAUAAUUACAGUGACAGACGGCGUCUUUCGAUCGGGGCUUUGACAAAACAGCUGAAUGCUCAAAGCUUGGAAAAGGAGGCUGGCAGCGAUAGCGAUGAGGGGCCAACUCUCCCAGUUACGCCUCCUCGCAGCGCUUGCACCGAUGCACCCCCGAUUUGGUUGGAAAAAGAGUAUUUGGGCUCACAAUACCGGGAACAGGAUGAUGAUUCUUCUUGGGCCGAGCCGUCACUUCCUUCGACGCCCAUGUAUAAUGAGUUGCGUCACACUUCACGCUCUAGAGAAAACAACAUAUCAUAUUUGUCGCCCUACGCAUCCAUCACUGCUCAUGACGAGGAACAAUUUUCUUAUCUUCGCCAGCAUCGAGAAAACCUCUCCCUUUUGCAAUGUACCUCCAAAACUGUUGUAGAUACCGUUCGAAUAGCCCUUUUGCUCGAAGAAAGUAAUCGUUCAUAUUUCAAUGAAACAGAAGACGACCGACAUCCGAGUUCACUCGCCCAUCUCCCUUCACCUCGGAAACUCGCACCUCAUAAAAGUAAUCACAGUCAAUGUUCCUCGCGCCGCUCCUCCACAUCCACAGAACCUACAUUGAAAUCGAAGCUUUCAAUUCACAACACCUACAGGGUUGAGAAAUCCCGCCCCCCUCCCCAUAAUUCUAGCCAUUCCGGUAGUUCCCGCAGAACUAGGAAGUCACCACAGGGGUUGCGACGAAGGAGCCUGGUGCUAGCUGCUGUUACUGCGAUGGUUGAAGCGGAGGCGGCAGAGGCUGUAGAGAAGGUCGAAUGGGAUCGUGAAGCUCGAGAUAUUCGAACCGAACGCCCGAGAACCGGUAAUUCCGACGUCCUGGAUUUCCUCGACGAAAGAUUAAAGGAUCCCACAACCAGAAAUUCGCGUUGA
This is a messenger RNA of Histoplasma capsulatum G186AR, 1122 nucleotides long. RefSeq lists its product as uncharacterized. The coding region runs from base 1 to 1122 and encodes 373 amino acids. Lineage: Eukaryota; Fungi; Ascomycota; Eurotiomycetes; Onygenales; Ajellomycetaceae. The transcript has a single exon. The record is from RefSeq and is a predicted model, not a curated record.